Monosiga brevicollis MX1 is the source of this 4673-nucleotide messenger RNA. RefSeq lists its product as uncharacterized. The transcript is spliced from 25 exons. Gene Ontology annotation, cellular component: phagophore assembly site; peroxisome; cytoplasm. Gene Ontology annotation, molecular function: 1-phosphatidylinositol-3-kinase activity. NCBI's taxonomy places the organism in Eukaryota, Choanoflagellata, Craspedida, Salpingoecidae. Gene Ontology annotation, biological process: phosphatidylinositol-3-phosphate biosynthetic process; fatty acid biosynthetic process; autophagosome assembly. Bases 1 to 4551 code for a protein of 1516 amino acids. The record is from RefSeq and is a predicted model, not a curated record.
AUGGCUCCACCUACGAAUUUAGUAAAGAUCAGCGCCAGUCAGUGCGCCCCCUCCUCCCUCUACACCACAUUACUUUUGACCUCGUGCGCUCUUUGCCCUGCCUUUGCCCCUCCUCAACUACCCUGGUUUUUCCCUCUUUCGAAUACCUCUUCCCCCCCCCACCCCCCAUUGGUUGGAUUGUUUGCCUCAAAGGCCGAGCAAGGAACUUCUGUGGACCGUGUUCAGGCCAUUGCCGCUUCUUCCGCAUUACUGGGCACUUCCAGCCGACGCGCGUCUCAGCCUGCCGAGAGCCCCGAACCGGCGCCGCGGCCCCAGGGAUUGCACAGCCCUGUUGUGCUUUUCCUUUGUGUCUUUGCUGUUUACACCUUUCUCUCGUUAUUCUCUCUCUCUAAUCUCUCUCUAACCAAUUUUGACUCUCACUCUCUUUACUCUCUUUACUCUCUUUACUCUCUUUACUCUCUUUACUCUCUUUACUCUCUUUACUCUCUUUACUCUCUUUACUCUCUAUCUAUCUCUCUUUGCUCUCUUUACUCUCUAUCUAUCUCUCUUUGCUCUCUUGGCUCUCUCUCUAACCAAUUCAUUUCUCUCCCCUCUAUCUCUCUCUCUCUGUGCCUUUGCUGUUUAUGCCUUUCUCUUUCUCUAACCUCUCGCUCUCUCUCUCUCUCGCUCUCUCUUUACGCUCUCUCUCUCUCUUUACGCUUUCUCUCUCUCUCUCGCUCUCUCUUUACGCUCUCUCUCUCUCUUUACGCUCUCUCUCUUUACGCUCUCUCUCUUUACUCUCUCUCUCUUUACGCUCUCUCGCUCUCUCUUUUUCUUGACGCUCUCUCUCUCUUAACACACUCUCUCUCCCUCUCUCUUUACGCUCUCUCUCUCUUUACGCUCUCUCUCUCUUUACGCUCUCUCUCUCUCUCUCUCUCUCUCUCUCUCUCACUCUCUCUCUUACAUUUUCUUGAUGUUGAUCUGCUCAUCAACGCACAUGUAACACGCGCAUCGCGCGCUCUCUCUCUCUCUCUCUCUCGUGAAACGGCGGCGGCGGGCGACCCUACCCGCCGACCUGAGCUGCUCAAGCAUCAUUUUUACAACUUGACUUUCGUCGACCUCUUUGCCGUCGUUUACGCCGGCUUUAUCUUGGAGGUGCAAGAAGUCAUGUCGAUUGGUUCGGAUGCCUUCCGCGACCGAGUAGCGGCGCUGACCGUUGACGAACUCCAGAAGCAGCUUGAAAAGCCAAAGCAAGACACUUGUGCCGCCGAUGACGGCUUUGAGGUCUUGAACGUGCCAGCUCCCGAAGAGGCCCCAAAAAACCGCGCUCCUACAACCAAGUCAUGUCACAGUUGCCACGAGCAACUCGAGAUUAUUGGCGGCCACCACACGUGCCGCUCCUGCAACGCAUCCCUCUGCCAGGGUUGCACACGAUACAUUCAGCUUGACCGGGCUUUUGCCGAGCAAUUGGAAAACGAUGUCGGUAUUCCCUUUUUCACGCGAUAUUUCACCUAUGCCCGCCGUGCCAUUUUUGAGAAGACCACUCGCGUCAAAAAAACGCCCAUUUGUGACCGCUGCAAGUCCAUCCUUGAUCAAGGUCCACGAGCAGAGGAGCAGGUUCUCGAGGCAGCCACCACGUUUCGGUUGGCGCUUUUGCCGCUUGAAGACCUCAUUUUUCUCCAGGAAGUAGACAGUACCUGGCGUCAAGCUGCAGAGCAGUGCAUCCAACAGCUGCUGACCGUGAACUAUCGCCUCCUUUCUGCCCACGGCCCCGAGGAUUUCUCGUGCGAAGAGCGCCAGCUUCUGAUGAGAAAUCGCUUUUAUUUGCGUGGACACCCGGAAUGGAUGGCAACAUUGCUUCGCGCAUUCGCCAAUUGCACGGCCCGACAGGAAAAGACGCUCCUCGAUCUCAUCAAUAUGACGCCAGAGGAGGCAAUGACACAGAUCACCGGCCAUUUCGGCCAGUCUCCUUCCAAUGUGACGUGUGACCAUUUGGGCUGCCAAGAGCGCUGUCAUGACCUUAUGUCAGAUUACGGCCAAUUACUGCCCCCAACAAUGGCCUUGACGCUUUUAAGUCCACUUGUGGGAAUGACCAGCCCAACUUUUCGCCAUUAUUGUCUCGAGUCACUCAAGUCGUUCUGGAAUGCUGAAAUGGGCCGCCAUAUCCUUACCCAGCUCGAGGCUAUUCUCAUGGUGCGCGGGAAUGCAGACGAAUUUCCUCCCAUCUGGGCAUUGCUUUUGGAUUGGGCAGAAGAGCUGGAGUCCUUUCGAACCGAUCUCUAUUGGCUGCUGCAGUGCAUGCUGGGUGAGCCAAGAAACACAUCACGAGCCUUGCGCAUGCUGUUGGACCUUUGCGGUAAAAUGAGCUGCGUGUAUAGUCCCAACUAUGGCCAUCUGUCAACUGAGAAUAUGACUCGGCCUUUGACAUGGGCGGCCAAUGUCCGGGAAGUCACUCGUGCUGGACUUGUCUAUGGAGCCGGUGCUGCUGGCUCGGGCAGCAUCGCGCGAAUGCGACAGAAAAUCAAUGAACAGCUGCAAGAUGGGCUGUACACGGUUCCGAUACCGCUCCCCUAUGAUCCCAACCAGCUACUCGGCGCCAUCCACGCCGAUGAUAUUCUGUGCCCUGGGGGGGUCAAGGGCAUGGUUCGCUUCAAAUUUGAUGUCGAGCCGAACCACGUGGUGCUGUCCACGCCCUCCUCGCGUUGCACCACUGCCACUACCCGCAGCCCAGCCUCGCGGCCUUGGCUGGAUGACAGGCCCAUCCCCGUCUUUUCACUUGCGGAUGCUUCGCCCGGCAUGAGAGGUGCUGCAGUUCAUCGACCAGUAGCGACCAGCCGACUUGAUCUGGAGGACGAGGAGGAUCCGACAUCCAUGGUCCAUAGCUUCAUUGCGCGCUCCGCCAACGAGUUGCAAAAGACGUUAGAGGACGUCAACGCGAAGCAACAGAUCCGCCAAGACCGCUUAAAGGCUGAAAUGACCGCGUCCUUGCUCGAAGCCAUCGAGGAUGGUGGUUCUGAUUCCGGCAGUGACUUUGAGGACUGCAACUUGGAGGACUUGGUGGAAAACACCGUGUCUACGACACCAGUCGCUUGUCCCCGAGGCUCGCGAGAUGCAACCCCAACUGGUGAAGCUGAGUGUAACAACGCGCCCACUCCUUCGAAAUCAAGCCCUGCACCGACAACGCCCCAUCUGAUUGAGGGCAAGGACGGUACUGCAAGCGAGGUACCCGCGAGCAACCUGCGGGCCGUGUCAGAACCCGAACACAGGCCGGGCAGUUCGCUUCCAAGCCAUCCCCAACCCCCAGUGACGCCGCCUGUGCCCUUGUUGCUCGAGAGGAGCGCGGUCUCUUAUAGCAGCCCGGCCAGCUUGGAAUCUCGCUCUUGGCGGGACCGUGCCGACUCCCGCACCUCGCAGGGGUCCCUCUUUUCCCGUGCCGACUCUGACGUUCGCCUCAACGAGGAUCGAUCGACUUGCUUCCUGGCUUACAAGCCAGACGAUGUCCGAAUCGAUGAUACGGUCAUGCGUACCAUUCGGCUCGUUGUGGAGCUGCUGCGAACCGACAAACGAUUUGAUGUCAAGGACUUUGAUGACGACGACAUUGUUACUUAUGGUGUGACACCCACCUCGAGUGAGGAUGGUUUUGUCGAGUGGAUUGACAAUGCCAAGACUUUGGGAUCACUCAUGGCUGAAGACCAGGGAUAUGCCUUUCAUACUUUUCGACAUCACGACCCGAACACUGCCGUGGGGCUGCUGAAACGCCGCCUGUGGAACAGCUUGGCCGUGUACGCUGCGUUGACCUACAUUCUGGGUCUCGGAGAUCGACACGGCGAUAACAUUCUCAUGACUCGGACUGGCAAGGUGUUCCAUGUCGAUUUUGGCUAUGUGUUGGGAGCGGAUCCCAAGCCUUGGCUGCGCCUGUCAGUGGCGGUGACAAAGAAGCUGCUGUGUGCCACGGGUGGGGCGGAAGUUCAGCAGGAAUUUCUGGAAUUGGCGGGCGACGUGUAUGUGGCCAUUCGGCGACAUCGCCACGUCAUCAUGGCUCAAAUGCUCGCCCUCACUCUAAAGCAGCCCACCAUCAACUCGCUACCUACGGCGACGUUGAUUGACCGCCACUUUGCAGAGCGACUUAUGCCCUAUGCCUCUGAAACCGAGGCUCGCGACAAAUAUCUCCAAAUUUUUCGGAAUGAGACGGAAAGCGCAUCUGCCCAGCUCCCCGCAAUGGCUGCGCGUACGACGCCUGCCCUGGCCGCCCGCUUUGGGGCUCUGGCUCAGACGCCUGCUCGUGUUGCCGUGCCGGCUUUUGUUCGUGCGUACGGCGGUGGUGCUGCUGUUCCAACCCAGAAGGAGCUCGAGGAGCGUUUCCAAUCAAUCUUCAGGCUAUACGACAAGAUUGACGAGAGCAAGCUCACGGCCCAGGCACACUUUGUCAAUGACUUGGGCUUGGACAGCCUGGACGUUGUCGAGGUUAUCUCUGUCUUUGAGGAAGAUCUUUCCUACGAUCUGCCCGACACCGAGGCCCUCAACAUCUUCUCGAUUGAGGAUGCCGCCAAGGCCUUCCUCAAGCACAUGUAAAGCCCUUCACUUGGCCACUGACUAUUCGUCUUGUAGUGGGUCUCUUUCCCCGCUCUGGCCCUUGAGCUGGGGCGGCGUUCCGUGUGGUGUUGCCUCCCCUAUUCCUGAUCGAGGAGCAGGCU